Molecule: messenger RNA, 1298 nt
Organism: Seriola aureovittata
Lineage: Eukaryota; Metazoa; Chordata; Actinopteri; Carangiformes; Carangidae
Product: sialic acid-binding Ig-like lectin 14
Exons: 4
Coding region: 122-811 (229 amino acids)
Source: RefSeq, a predicted model, not a curated record
AGUUUUAAAGGGUGAAGCUGGACUAUAAAUAUAACACACAAAGACACUGAACCAAUCUCACCAGCACUGCAAGUACAGGCAUAUUCACUGUUAAAAGGAUUCAGAGUUUUUUCCAUUAGUGAUGGAGCUGAAGUUGUGGCUUUGCGUUCUGUUGGCACAAGUGACCCACGGCGUCCAGCCCCCUCGUGGCCAAUGGAUAGCAAAAAUACCAACGUCGAUUCCUGCCCUGCAGGGCUCCUGUGUGGUUAUUCCCUGCAUCUACACCUACCCCAAGCCCAACUCAAACGCAAUCCUCAACAGGUGGAGAGGAUUCUGGAGAAAGGGGAACAAGAUUGUCUCAACCAAUCUCCCCAAAUGGAAAAUGACCAAUGAGUACAAAAAACGAACCCAGUUCUUGGGGGAUCUGAAGAUGCGCAACUGCACCGUGUUGCUGGAUGGUGUCAGGAGGACUGAUGUUGGACCUUUCUACUUCAGGAUUGAAAUUCCACAAUACAAAAGCUUCUCUUACACCAAAAACACAGUGUCCAUUGAUGUUACAAGUGAUCCACAGCCUCCAUCUCUGAUUCUGAGGGUGACUGAUAAAGUCAAGGCCUUCUGCUCUGUGUCUCACUCCUGCCCAUCUUUUCCCCCUAAAUUCUCCUGGAGUCGCUCUGGAAUCGUCACGCACCGAUCAAAGAGGCUGAAUGACUGGAAGUGGGAAACAGUGUCAGCCCUGACCUUUAAACCUCUACCCGCUGACUUCAAAAUGCCUUUAAACUGCACAGUGCAAUACAGAGGAGGCAAGCAGGCAAUGAACUCCACGAGAAUAUGACGUAAGCCCAGUGCAUGACCUAAAUAUCUCCUUUCAUUCUGUAUGGUAAAUGAAUUCACAUGUCUUGUACUGCAUGUCAUUAAAAUGUAAUAUCUGACAGUCACUAUUUUUUUCUGUUUACUCAAACAUUGACAGCUGAUCUUGUCCACUGUGAAAUGGAGAGAUAUUGCACCACUAUCUGGUAUGAUAACAGAGAUACUGUUAGACUAGUAGCAGAUCUCCAGAGCACAAUACAGUAAAUGUCUACACUGUGACACUGUGAUACACAAUUAAGAAAUGCACAACACUUCCUGCAGACUGUAAUGACCAGAAGUGACGGCCUGUUCUCUUUAAUCAGCGUCAUUUUCAUGAUAAAUCCUCUGCCACCUCAUAUCUGGUGUGUUAAUGGAACAGUUUCAAUCCAGAACUGGCUCACUGUUGAAGGCUUUGAAUGUGAUCAAUAUGAUUUUAUUGUGUCUGAUUAACAUUAAAUACUAUGUAAAUCCAA